Molecule: messenger RNA, 1730 nt
Organism: Monomorium pharaonis (pharaoh ant)
Lineage: Eukaryota; Metazoa; Arthropoda; Insecta; Hymenoptera; Formicidae
Product: L-allo-threonine aldolase
Exons: 5
Coding region: 195-1337 (380 amino acids)
Biological process (GO): L-threonine catabolic process; glycine biosynthetic process
Cellular component (GO): cytosol
Molecular function (GO): L-allo-threonine aldolase activity
Source: RefSeq, a predicted model, not a curated record
GAUUAAACUCGUACUAUAAAUUCGAUUCUUUGACAAUCGAUCUGCAUUAACCGGAGCGUGCAGUAUAUAUCUGAGAAACAGUACAAAAAAUUUGGCGUGAUACAUUAUCACCAGUUUUGCUACUUUUUAGGUUGGAAAUUGUAAGAAUCCGUUGAAACUCACUUAAGUACACGUCAGUCACGCCGGCCAGCAGGAUGUCCUACGGCGGAGUAAAUGAAAACAUUCACAAUUAUGCGAGGGAAAAAAAUGCUAUUAUCGUCGAUCUACGAAGCGACACGCUUACGAAACCGACAGCGGAGAUGAGGAAAGCUAUGUACGAGGCGCAAGUAGGGGAUGACGUCUACGAGGAAGAUCCAACGGUAAAAGAAUUACAAAAAAAGGCUGCAGAUUUGCUUGGAAAGGAAGAUGCACUUUUUGUUAGUUCUGGUACGAUGGGAAAUUUGAUCGCUGUCAUGAACCAUUGCGAUGUGCGUGGCAGUGAAGUCUACUGUGGGGAUGAGUCACAUGUCUUUCUUCACGAACAGGGUGGUGCGGCGCAGAUAGCCGGCGUUAGUCUCAAUGUCCUGCCUAACAACAACGACGGUACGUUCGAUCUAAAGAGUCUCGAGAGCGCAAUUCGCACGGACCGAAUACACGAACCGAUAUCAAAGCUGAUCAUGGUGGAGAACACGAUAAACGGAAAAGUCGUACCUCAGUCAUGGAUCGAAGAAUUAUCGAUGGUAGCGAGGAAGCAUAAUCUUAAGAUGCAUUUAGAUGGGGCACGAUUGUGGAACGCCUCGGUUGCAUCGAAGAUCUCGGCGAAGGAUUUGGUCGCUCCGUUCGACUCUGUUACUUUUUGCUUGAGCAAAGGACUGGGCGCUCCUAUAGGGUCCGUGCUUUGCGGAAGCAAGAGUUUCAUCGCUGAUGCAAGGAGGAGGCGCAAGGUGUUGGGUGGCGCCAUGCGACAGGUCGGCGUAAUCGCCGCGGCUAGAAUCGUCGCCUUGGAACAGACAGUGCCACGGCUAGCAGAGGAUCACAGAAGAGCGUUGCACAUUGCGGAGGCGAUCAAUCAGUUGAACUCUAAGAUAUUCAACAUAGAUCUGAAAACCACACAUACCAACAUGAUAUUCGUGAACGUGAAUACAGAUAGCGGCAUUUCAGCCGAAACUCUCAUGAACAGACUCCAGGAAGUGAAUACUUUCGAUGAAGACGACAAGAUCAUAAUUCAAUGUCUAGCUCUCACGAAAAGAUUGAUGAGACUAGUUCUCUAUUAUGAUAUCAACGAUACGAUGGUGACUGCUGCCAUUCGUAAAUUAAGAUACGUCAUCAAGCAAUUGGAUCCCCAAGUAAAGAUUUGACUUCGUAAUGUUCUUUAAAAAACAGUAAUUAAAAUUAUAGCAUUAAAUAUUAUCUUAAUGUAUAUACUGAAUUAUCUGUAUUUAAAUAAUAACAUAUGUUUAAGUUAAUUUAAUUAAUACUAAAUAGUAUAUACUAAAUAGUACAAUUUCUUUCGAAAUCUAAUAAAAAUAUGAAGUUACACAAUUGGAAAUUUGCUUUUAAAAAUAUGAUUCAAAUUUUUCUUUUGCUAUAUUGUUAUGCAUAAAACUAAAGUCACAUAAAAGCUUGAAUAACUAAUUGUAUCUUGAAACAUGUUUCUCUUUAAAAUCUUAUAAAUACUUAUCAACCUAAAUAUCUCAAUAUCCUAAUUACUUACAUCAAGUAUCCAAGUAAUAAAGUUUUAUAAGAUCAAA